Molecule: messenger RNA, 1855 nt
Organism: Salvia hispanica
Lineage: Eukaryota; Viridiplantae; Streptophyta; Magnoliopsida; Lamiales; Lamiaceae
Source: RefSeq, a predicted model, not a curated record
UUUGUGUAUGACAACAACCCAAAAAUGCGCCCUUCUCUUUCACUCAUCCUGUCCUUUCGGCUACUUAUUUGAUUUGAACGUAAAUUGGCCAAGAAUUUAUCAACUAUAACUCCUUCUCUCUCCUCUUUCUCUCUCUGCCCGCUUAUAUAUCUGACAUUGCUCAAGCCAACAUACAACUAUAUAUUCCUUUCUUAUUGGAUGCUCAAACAUUUUGGUAUCUCUCUUUUUUCUUGACCUUCACUUUAUGCGUUUUCGUGGCGAAUCUGGAGGAUUUUGAGGUUCUCGGUGUGACCCGUUUCUUAAAGGUUCGUCAAUGGAGGAGGAAAUCUCAUGGGUUAGUCAUUGUAUUGACAACGUUGAUAGCUGCCCUGUGGGAUUUGACUCAUUCUCGGAGCUUAAUGAGGAAGCCGACAGAGGAGUUUCUGCAGUUUCUAUGGAUGUAGUUCUGCCCGAUGAUCUUCUGGAACGGAUAAUAUCCUAUCUCCCCAUCGCUAGCACCUUUAGGGCGGGAUGCGUGUGCAAAAGAUGGCAUGAGAUAGUGACAUCGAAGAGGUUUCUUUGGAACAAUUCUCAUGCGUUGUUACAAAAGCCUUGGUACUUCAUGUUCACGAGCUCUGAUGACCCGAUUGGUUAUGCGUAUGAUCCCAUUCUCCGUAAGUGGUAUGGCAUUGACCUUCCUUGCAUCGAGAAAUCAAACUGGUUCAUUGCUUCAUCGAGUGGCCUAGUCUGCUUUAUGGACAAUGAUAGCAGGAGUGAGCUGUAUGUAUGCAAUCCGAUCACCAAAUGUUGCAAAGGACUUGAUGAGCCUCCGGGUCCUAUAUUUCCCGACUACAGUGCUUUAGCGGUCUCAGUCAACAGAGCGACUUGCAGUUACAAUGUCUCGAUUAUCAAAUCCAAGCAGGUCCCUGAAAAUUUCUUUCAGUGGGAUCUCUCCAUCCAUCUAUAUGAUUCAGAAACGCGGGAAUGGCUAACUGAUCUGACCGAGGUUUUAACAGGGUGGAGAGCCGGUGAUGAGAGUGUGAUAUGUGAUGGGGUAUUAUACUUCUUGAUUUACUCGAUCGGAGGUGGUGGCCCUGACAACCGCCACGGCCUUAUCAUGUAUAACCUCAGAAGCCGGUCGCCUUAUGGCCUACUGAUGAGGAGUUUCGUUCCGGUUCCAUGCUCUCUCACAUGUGGCCGCCUGAUGAACCUGAAGGAAAAACUUGUGAUGGUCGGAGGCAUUGGCAAACAUGAUCGACCGGGCAUUAUAAAGGGCAUCGGGAUCUGGCUUCUGAAGGGGAGAGAGUGGCAAGAGAUUGCCCGAAUGCCCCAUAAAUACUUUCAAGGUUUUGGUGAGUUUGACGACGUCUUUGCCAGCAGUGGGACGGGCGAUCUCAUAUACAUUCAAAGUUAUGGGGCUCCUAUGCUUCUUGUUUUUGACUUUGACCAGAAGCAGUGGAAGUGGUCUCAGAAAUGCCCUGUGAUCAAGAGGUUCCCCCUUCAGCUAUUCACCGGCUUUUGCUUCGAGCCAAGGCUCGAAAUCGCACCCUAGCUUUCCUGCUUAUUAUAUAUACAUAAUCCAAUUAUACAUGAAGCAGCCAUUGAUGCCACCAUGUUCUCUGCAAUUCCAAAAUGCUUAGGUUUUGAACUUGUUUUAGCUUUGUUUACGACGAUUCAAUUCGUAGUAAUGCCUCUAUAGGUGAAUGCCAUCAUUGAAUUGAUGAACUUUGCUGAUAAUGACCAUGUUAAGAUCAUUAUUCUUUACAUUCAUAGAUUCAAUUUACAAGUUUAUUAGUGGUAAAAAUGUAAACUUUAUUAUCUAAUUUUUAUUGUGUUUAUCUUCAAUCUUGGAAUGAACAAUUAUCUGUUCACUUUU